AUGUAUUCCGAUUCUGAUAAUGCGAUAACACGAAAGGAAUUCAAACCAAUCAAGCGGUCGGGACAUAAAAGCACCUCAAAAAACGAAAGAAAUAAUGUCGAAACAAUAAUUUCGUACGAUAAUUGCCUGAGUAGCAGUGAUUCCGAAGAUGACUACGAAGACUGUGACGACGACGAAGAAGAGACCCACGAUUACAUCAGUCUGUUCCAAGUCUGGAUGAACUUUCUGUUUCCCAGAGCGUUUCGCACGCAGCCCGUGCACCGGUGGAUCAAGUCCGCGCAGUCGGUGUCGAAUUUUAAGGAGCGAAGCACAGGGAAAAUAUUGUCGCCGGUGGGCCAGUGCUCGUUAUUCCCGCAAGGAGUGUUCGUGCAAUCCACAACGGAGAAUGAAGUGACAAAAAUAUAUUUUCCUGGAGCCCAAGAAACGUUCGAGACUCCUCGUCGAAGUCAUAAACAAAUAAAAUAA
Metopolophium dirhodum (rose-grain aphid) is the source of this 465-nucleotide messenger RNA. RefSeq lists its product as uncharacterized. The coding region runs from base 1 to 465 and encodes 154 amino acids. The transcript has 2 exons. The record is from RefSeq and is a predicted model, not a curated record. Lineage: Eukaryota; Metazoa; Arthropoda; Insecta; Hemiptera; Aphididae.